GAGCUUUCUGCAUAUUACAACGGUGAAGCCGCCGGUCCUCCUUUUUUAUCUACUAAUUUUAAAUCGGAAGGUGAUCGAAGAAAAGUUAUCCGAUUUCUCCUUCGUUGUAUUGAAUUCUCAG
Molecule: messenger RNA, 121 nt
Organism: Racocetra persica
Lineage: Eukaryota; Fungi; Glomeromycota; Glomeromycetes; Diversisporales; Gigasporaceae
Source: the annotation of a GenBank genome assembly